AUGCCGGGAGUUGUAGUUCAGUGGCCCCGAUCUGUGUAUCUUUCUCCCAGCGGUUCCUUCCCACGAUGCACUGCGCUGAGGGCGGGGGAGCCGACUUGCUGCGCUGGAGCGAGUGGUACAAAAGUUGCAGAUACUACCUUUAAUUGGGACAAAUCACAAAAAUGACAGAGCGUGCCAAUAACUUUCCACCCCUGCCUAAGUUCACCCGCCUGCGACCCUGUUUCUAUCAGAAUUUUGAGGAAGAGAUCCCUGACGAGCAUAGGACUCUGGUGCGAAGGAUUUAUCAUCUGUGGCUAUUUUAUUGCCUAACCCUUGCCGUGAAUGUAGUUGCCUGCCUGGCUUGGUGGAUUGGUGGAGGCAAUGGAGUCAAUUUUGGCUUUUCGAUCCUUUGGCUGGUGCUCUUUAGUCCAUGCGGAUAUGUUUGCUGGUUCCGUCCAGCAUAUAAAGCCUUCAGGUCGGACAGCUCCUUCAACUUCAUGAAUUUUUUCUUUGUGUGCGGGAUUCAGUUUGUUCUUUCGGUUAUCCAGGCAAUUGGAAUCUCAGGAUGGGGUGCAUGCGGCUGGUUGGCAGCAGUGAGUUUUUUCAGCACAGCUGUGGCAGUUGCGAUAAUCAUGCUGUUCCCCGCUGUGAUGUUUACAGUAUCUGCUGUAGCCACUGCGUUGGCACUUUUCCGGGUGCACCGGUGGUACAGAGGGGCUGGUGGAAGUUUCCAGAAAGCCCAGCAAGAGUGGAACAACGGAACAUGGAAGGCACCACCAAGCAAUGAAGCACAAUAUUCAAAUUUCGCCGGCCCCACUCUACCUCAGUAUCCUACAGUCCCAAGCUAUCCAUCAGGUGGUCAAUGGCCCUGAGUUUCCUGCAAUUGGGCUGUUACAGGUGAAGUGUCUCCCGGCCACAUUGAACUUAUCUGCUGCUCCCCUUAAAGCAGUCUUUUUGUUUGUAACAUCUGUGAUGGUCUGAAAUGGACCCAGACUGACUGCCUCAGAACGCGAAGACGGGCUUUUAAAGUAAACACAUGAGAAACAAACCAUCCUGAAGCAGCACGUAAUUACCUCACAGCACUUCUAAAAAUCUCCCGGUCAAUGUGCUUAAAUCUAACUGUGAAAAGAGAACAUGGUGGUUAAAAUGGAACAUAGAUUUCCAUGGUGAUGUACCAAAUGCCAAAACUGGAAAGUCACAACAUGCAAAAGUGAUUACAUUGAUUCCAAAUUUUUUUUUUAUAUUUAUUAUUAUUUGGGCAGUAAAACAGAAAGCAAAAGUGAUUUGAUUUUUUAUUUUGUAAUUUUUUUUUUUUUAUGUGAAAUUAUAUUCUGGAAUACAU
Messenger RNA from Pelobates fuscus (common spadefoot toad), 1321 nucleotides. It is a transcript of the gene SCAMP4, whose product is annotated as secretory carrier membrane protein 4. The record is from RefSeq and is a predicted model, not a curated record. The transcript is spliced from 7 exons. The coding region runs from base 162 to 851 and encodes 229 amino acids. Gene Ontology annotation, biological process: protein transport. Gene Ontology annotation, cellular component: recycling endosome membrane; trans-Golgi network membrane. Lineage: Eukaryota; Metazoa; Chordata; Amphibia; Anura; Pelobatidae.